CGUUCACGACCGAGCCGUCAAUACAGCACCGUGCUGUGCUGUACCGCGGACGGGGCCGUUCUGCUGUGUUUGUUCGCGGUCCGACUCGCCGUCUAGCCAGUGCUAUGUGUGUGUUCGUGCUGUUCUAGUGUGUCCGGUGCGCGGGCCGGCUCCGUGAGUGCUUCGAGGCGUCGUGGUGUUCAGUGCAGUGAAAAUUAAAUCAUCAGUGCUAAAAGUGUGCAGUGAUCAGUGUUAAACCGAGGUCGGGAAGGCCUUCGGUGGCCGCCCCUGGGGGUGGCAGUGUGAGAAAGUGCUCUUGUUUCGAUACUACCGCCUCUCGUUUUACCUGGUGCUACUAGUGUUCUCUCUCUUCAACCUCUACCACCUUUUGCUUCGAAGUGUGUGCGACGUGUGAAGUGCGCCGCCCUUGUGGAUUACCUCGCCGACUGGAUAUUGGAUUAAACCUCAAGAUGGAGGCCCGCCAACUGGAUAACUGGCACCUCCUCUUCGCCCUCUUCGCCCUCGCCCUCGCCACCACAGCCGUCUCCGCCGCCGAAGAUGACCGUGCCGGCCCCGUGUUCAUCCACGAGCCGGUGAACCGCGUGGACUUCUCCAACACGACCGGCGCCACCGUGGAGUGCUCCGCCAUGGGCACUCCCAACCCGGAGAUCGUCUGGAUCCGACAGAACGGCACCGCCGUCACCGACGUGCCCGGCCUGCGACAGGUCCUACCCAACGGCAACUUGGUGUUCCCUCCCUUCCGCGCCGAGGACUACCGGCAGGAGGUGCACGCACAGGUGUACGUCUGUCUGGCACGCAACCCCGUGGGCUCCGUCCACUCCCGCGACGUCAACGUGCGAGCAGUGGUGGCUCAGAACUAUGUGACGGAGGCAGAGAACGAGUAUGUGAUCCGGGGCAACAGCGCCGUCAUGAAGUGCAAGAUCCCGAGUUUCGUCGCCGACUUUGUCACGAUAGACGCUUGGCUGGCGGACUCCGGGGAGGUUCACAUGUACAACAAGAACAAGGGCCAGACGGACUAUGAUGGCAAGUAUUUGGUGCUGCCCUCUGGAGAACUUCACAUUCGGGACGUCGGCCCGGAAGACGGAUACAAAACCUAUCAAUGUCGCACCAAGCAUCGUUUGACCGGCGAAACUCGUCUCAGCGCUACCAAAGGUCGUCUAGUCAUCACCGAGCCCACCAAUACGAUGAGGCCUAAAAUUGCAAGGAAUGGCAUUGAGUUCAAGGACGUGGACUCGGGGCGGGACGUCGCCCUGCUGUGUCCAGGACAGGCCUUUCCGGUCCCGUUCUACAGGUGGUACAAGUUCGACGAAGGCAGCACUCGCAAGCGGGCCGUCACCCUCAACGACCGGGUCAAGCAGGUCAGCGGGACUCUGAUCAUCAAGGAAGCGGUUGUCGCAGACUCUGGCAAAUACCUCUGCGUCGUCAACAACACCGUCGGAGGAGAAAGUGUGGAAACAGUCCUUACCGUUACAGCUCCCUUGUCAGCAACUGUUGACCCUCCAACCCAAACUGUGGAUUUUGGAAGACCUGCUGUCUUCACCUGUGUAUACAAAGGCAAUCCCGUGAGAACCAUUACAUGGAGCAAGGAUGGCAAGGCUCUCAAUCAUGAUGGACCUGUACUGCGGAUUGAUUCUAUCAAGAAGGAAGACAAGGGAAUGUAUCAAUGCUUUGUUCGCAAUGACCAAGAGAGUGCCCAGGCAAUUGCUGAGCUUAAACUGGGGAGUCGAUUCGAUCCACCCUUGAUCGUUCACGCUUUCCAAUCUGAGACUCUCCAGCCUGGCCCACCUGUCCAUCUGAUGUGUGUUGCUUCUGGAAACCCAACCCCCGAGAUUACUUGGGAGCUUGAUGGAAAGAAACUGACAAGCAGGGAGAGAAUCCAAGUUGGGCAAUACUUAAAAAUGAACGGCAAUGGCAAUGUGGUUUCUCAUCUCAACAUCUCAUCAAUUCAAACAGCCGAUGGUGGUCUAUACAAGUGCAUUGCAUCCUCAAAGGUUGGAUCUGUUGAACAUGCUGAAAGGCUCAACGUGUAUGGUGUCCCAUUCAUCCGCCCAAUGGAUAAGCGCCCAAUUGUUUCCGGAGAGACUUUGUUUGUUACCUGCCCAGCUGCUGGAUACCCAAUUAAAUCAAUCACUUGGGAAAGAGAUGGCCGUACUCUUCCUAUUAAUCGUAAACAGAAAGUUUUCCCCAAUGGCACACUGAUCAUAGAAAAUGUGGAAAGGCAGUCUGAUCAAGCGACAUACACGUGUGUUGUGCAAAAUGAACAAGGAUUUUUAGUGAAAGGAAACCUGGAAGUUGCAGUUAUGGGUAAGUUAAAAGAGUUCCACCAUGACACAAAUAAUAAUUUGGUUGCAAUACUUUCCAAUCAAAAUGAAAAAUUAUUGUUUGUGUCAUGUAAAAGUUCUAAUGUUUUCAGAGUACUUGUUUGAUGUUCCCUAUGUUUG
Molecule: messenger RNA, 2441 nt
Organism: Frankliniella occidentalis (western flower thrips)
Lineage: Eukaryota; Metazoa; Arthropoda; Insecta; Thysanoptera; Thripidae
Product: cell adhesion molecule Dscam2-like
Exons: 11
Coding region: 450-2426 (658 amino acids)
Biological process (GO): homophilic cell-cell adhesion; dendrite self-avoidance; axon guidance
Cellular component (GO): plasma membrane; axon
Molecular function (GO): cell-cell adhesion mediator activity
Source: RefSeq, a predicted model, not a curated record